ACGUUGGUGACGCAAAAACGGCGGUGGCGCCAACCCAUGAGGCCGCUGGCCACGGAAAGGAGACAUCACGGUGUGCUGCAUCAGCAGCAGGGGACGAUGUCGGGCUAAUCCCGCCCGCCUAGACAAUCACAAGGUACAAUGCCCCACCCGCCACGACGGCGGAGGAGAAUGCCCGAACAUCAGGAUCCGACGACUACACCGACAGCGGCUGCCAAAGAGGAGGCGAGAGAACCGGGGGCCCUGGCCCCGAGACAACUUCCAGGGAACGAGGAAAGCAAAAACGCCGGCGAAGCCGCCGGCGGUGCUGCUGCUGCUGCCUUCGCGGCACCAUCAUCAUCAUCAUCAUCAUCGUCGUCGCACCGCCCAGAGGAGGACCAUCAUCAUCGUUAUCACCAUGAUCAUGAGGAGGCUCUUGAGGGGGAAGAGGCGCGGGAUUUCGGCUACGGCAACUCUUUCGGCGCGUGCAUCCCUCUGCCUUCGGCGCCGGGGGGCGGGGUCGGCGAGAUGAUGGCGACCGGGAGAUUUCUGGCCGGUCAGCCGCGCAAGAGGUUCGGCGCUGGAGAGAGCAGUCCCGGGGGCGGAGGAAGCAACAGCUUUGCUGCUGCUGCUGCUGCUGCUGCUGCUGCUGCUGCUGCUGCUGCGGGCACACACGGCUCUCCGUUCGAAGGGCGACACCAACAACAACACGACGACGACGAUAUUAAGAUUUCGGACUCCCGCGCACGAAUAACAGCAGCAGAAGAAGAAGCCACGGCGGGCGCGGCGGCAGCGGCGCUGGCAGGGCCCCGCGCCGCGCCUCGAGAGCAGGUGUCCCUCCCGGACGAUAUCUACGGCGCGGCCCGGGUGUCCGAGUAUUGGCACGGCGUUCCCGCCCUCAGCAGCCUCGCCUCGACCUACGUCUACGACGACAUCUGGGCCGGCGACGGAGGCUUGAACUCGAGGGAAAACCUCAUGAGCAUGAUCGGGUGGACCGCGGAGGGAGGUGUUGGGACGUCCCACGACAGGGGGGGCGACGCAAUAGUCCAGGCACUGCGCGCGGUGGCUUGCACGGAACCUCCAGAUCAGUGGCCCGGGGGCAAUGAACGGAAGGGAAGGGAGGGAACGGAGGUGGUCCAAGGACGCCGCCGACGGGAAGAUGGCGCCAGCGGGAGAAAUAACGGCGGCGACGGCGGGGGCGCGAGGUUCGGCGGAGAGCAGCAGUGGGUGCGACGGGUUAACGAGAAGCCGACGGGCGGGGAAUGUCGGGGCGAGGAUGCUCAUGUCUGCAGCGACGAUCGUGUCUGCGGCAGGGGUCAAGACGGGCUCAAGUGGCGGAGAAAAAGCAGCGGUAGCGGGGGCGGCGGCGGCGGUGGCGGCGGCUGGGGUUACGGUAGCCGCGAAGGCACCACGAGCGGUGGUGAACGGAGCGACGGGUGCUCGGCGGACGAGGAGGUCCAUGCCCCGAAGAAACGCCGUACCCCUAGCCCCGACACAGCCCGGAAGUCGUCGCCGGCUGCAGAGGAUGCCGCCCACUCGGCGAUGGGGUCCAGCAGCGCCGGCGCUGCUGCCGCGCGGCCGGGCGCGGUGGACCAACCAACGACGGUGGAGGAGAAGACAGCCACAGAAGACCGAGCCCUUCGUGAGGCCGAGGUCAUCCGAUGGUGUCAGAGAGUUUCGAGCGCGCGAGCCAUGUCCGGCGAUGGCGGUGCCGCGCCGGGUGUGGGUGGCAUCAGCAGCAGCGCGGCGGGUCCAGACGAGAAGUUCUUCGCCGGGAGGGUGCUCGAGCCGGUCCCCUCACGGCACUGGCCCGGCACCGCGAGGACUAGAACCGGCGGUAGUAACGUCAGCGACGCGGUUUUUGGUCGGGGGGCGGCCGUAACAGCGGCGUCGUCGUUGCCCCCACCGCUCCAGCCACCAUAUCUGGGCCUCGGCGUGGGCAACCUCAGCAGUCGUGGGCGCGGGGACGACAAUCACCGCAGCGGCAGCGGCAGCAGCGGCGGCACGGACGCCACAAGAGACUCCGACCAGUGCCCGUCCAGCCGAGACGAGGAGGCGAUGGCGGGGGUAACAAGGGCGGCAUCGCCACCGACCGCGAAGUGUAAUAGUAGGAUCCCGCUGGCGUCAGGGUUCGCGGGUGCCGCUCUCGCUUCGGCUGCCGCCGCCGGUUCCGCCGCCGAAGCAACCACCGCAGCGGCGACGGCGGCGGCGGCCGCGGCCACGGCAACGGAGUCGAGACAGUCGCCCCCCUCUGCGCAAGAGCAGCAAGGGUUCCUCGACAGCCACACGCUGGAGCCGAAACCACGGAGGAGCUGGAUCCUGGCCGCCGGGGCAGAGGGGUCCGCACGGGGAGAAACGCAGGGGGCGGGGGCUAGCGGCACCGCCGUCCCCAAACCCGCGCACGGGAUACCGAUGCCACCAGAUUCGCAACGAAGUGAUCACGACGCCUCCGGCCCGGCGUGGAGUGGGAGUCAGAGGCGGGAGGGCCACAACCCGCUCUGUUGGAGCGAUACAGCGGGCCGCAAUCCCCCUGUUUUUGAGGAAGGAGCGGCGGGGGCGGCGGUCGCAGAUACUGAGUCCAGCGGAAGCGCAAACGACUGGCAGGUGCGGCCGGAGGCGAUGGUGGGCUUCUUCACGACGGUAGACCACAGCGCCUGCUCUCCCGCUGCGCUGCUCCACUCUCAACGACGGCCGUCGCCGCCGCGGUUACGGUCGCCGCCGGCCAUCGGCCCCGUCGCUCCCGCCGCUCCCACCGAGGUGGGCACCCAGCCGUCUCCCACCGCCGUUGGGGCAGCGGCGGCGGCGGGGCGAGUGGCCAAGCCCACGACCGACGCUGAGAGAAUGCAGCAGGUACUGGGGUACUCCCCUGUGUGGGGGAGCGGCGGCGGCGGCGGCGGGGCCGAUGGAACUCCUUCGGCGGCGGCAGCGGUGACGCGGGAAGCGACGGUGGCUGCCGUAAGCCGAACAAACGUCGGUUGCGUUAGAGAAAGCAGCAGCGUCUACAGCGGGCGGGAUGUUGGGUGGGCGGGGGCCGGUGCGGCUGAGGACGAGAGCGGUCCGAAAGAGGAGGGCGACAGCAGCUGGGGUUGGUGACAAAAGCUGAGCGUGUAAAUCAC
This is a messenger RNA of Ectocarpus sp. CCAP 1310/34, 3092 nucleotides long. Lineage: Eukaryota; Phaeophyceae; Ectocarpales; Ectocarpaceae. The record is from the annotation of a GenBank genome assembly.